This is a messenger RNA of Ustilaginoidea virens, 663 nucleotides long. RefSeq lists its product as uncharacterized. The record is from RefSeq and is a predicted model, not a curated record. The coding region runs from base 1 to 663 and encodes 220 amino acids. The transcript has 2 exons. NCBI's taxonomy places the organism in Eukaryota, Fungi, Ascomycota, Sordariomycetes, Hypocreales, Clavicipitaceae.
AUGGACUCGUGCGCAAACCACAACAAACCUUGCUCGUCCUCGCCUACUUUCAAACCAUCAACGCCAAGCAAGCUCUCCAAAUCCCAAGCACAAAUAGCGCGCAAGAGAGCCAAGGACCGCGAGUCGCAACGAGCAGCCCGCGCCAAGACCAAGCUCCAUAUCCAGGCGCUGGAAAACGAACUCGCCCUGCUCCGCAGCCGCAGCGACGACCGCGCCGUCAGACGGCUGCUGGACCACAACGCCUUCCUGCAGGUGGAAAUCGCGAGGAUACGGGCCACCGCGGGGGUGGGCGGCGCUUCGGCGGCCGCGUGCUUCCCGAGGGAGCAGGGAGCCGUGCCCGUGCCCGUGCCCGUGCCCACGCCCGCGCCCGCGCACGGCUACUGCCUGGACAAGGCGGGCUACCGUGGGGACGUGAGCGUGUUUGACGUGGCGGGCGACGGCGCCGCAGAUCACGGCUGGGGGGACGGCGGCAAGGUGAUGGCGCCGUCGGGGCUGGGGCUGCCUGUGCUGGGGCCCGAGUGCCAGGCUGGCGGGCCGGAUCUGCACAUCGGCUGGACGGAUGUCUGGGCGGAUGGGCAUGUGUUUGGGGCUGGGCUGCCGCCCGAGUACUGUUACUAUGGCGACACGAGGAUGAGUAUCGCGCUGCAGCCGGAGCUGAUGUAG